This is a messenger RNA of Aspergillus aculeatinus CBS 121060, 1647 nucleotides long. RefSeq names its product fungal specific transcription factor domain-containing protein. The annotation marks the transcript as partial. The transcript has 7 exons. The record is from RefSeq and is a predicted model, not a curated record. Lineage: Eukaryota; Fungi; Ascomycota; Eurotiomycetes; Eurotiales; Aspergillaceae. Gene Ontology annotation, molecular function: DNA binding; zinc ion binding. Gene Ontology annotation, biological process: DNA-templated transcription.
CCGUGCCACAACUGCAUUCUCACAAAUGUCCCCUGCACGAUUGGCGUAUCGAAACGGGGGAAGUACCCGCGUAAGAAAACUGUCAGAGACGGUCCCAAGACCGCGACGCCUUUGCAUACACCUGCGCCUUCGUCCCACAUCGCAGACAACAAAGUAUCCUUGUCACUAGCGAACGACCAGCACAGUCUAGCACGGAGGCAUCUUCUCGGCAGUUCUACGGCCCCGCUAAUAUCCGAGCAAGCAGACUACACCCACCAGACCAUCUUCCUGGGCGAGUCUAGCCCCCUCACCGUUGUUGUUGACGAGGGUCGCCACUCAUCUCCGAACACAUCCACCACAACCACAACCACCACCACCACCAUGCCACAAACCCGUCUCUGCUACCCCAUCCCCGGGCGCUCAAAUGUUCCGAGCGCGCGCGACGAAGCCCUCCGCGUCCGCAAGCUGCGAAUGGAGCACCGCCUCCAAGCCGACGGCGCAUUCUCCUUCCCCCCACCGAGUACCUGUGCACUCCUGCUACAAGCGUACUUCAACUGGUUUCACCCGUGCUUCCCCAUUCUCGACCGGGCGGAUGUGCAGCAUUCGUACCUCCGGGGUACCCUUUCGCCCUUGCUGUUGCACGCAAUGCUGUUCAUCGGUGUGAGUCUCUGCCCCGACGAUGCCUUGGCCCGGACGGAAUUCGUGGAUCGUCACUCGGCCAAGUUCCUAUUCUACAGUCGCGCGAAAGCACUCUAUGGUGAGGACUGGGAAGGAGACAAGACAGUGAAGUUGCAGACGUUGUUUCUGCUCAGCUUCUGGCGGGGAGGGCCGUCCGAGGAGCGGGAUGUCAGGUUCUGGUUGGGGAUCGCGAUCAGUCUGGCGCAGAAGCGGGGGAUGCAUGUGAUGGCAAAAUUCUCGCUUCGGUCGGCCAAGGAAGAGAGGCUUUGGAAGCGGAUUUGGUGGGCGCUUUAUACACGCGAUCAGCAGAGUGCCGCCGCCCUGGGUCUGCCGCCGCGCAUCCGAGACGAGGAUUGUGAUGUCGCUAUGCUUGCGCCGGAUGAUUUUCGGGAGACCGAGGUGCUGGAUGACACGUCUGUGUUCGGGGUGCAACUGGUGGGAGAUGUGGAGUAUCCGGUGGAAAUGGCCAAGCUUGCGAGAAUACUCCGCACGAUUGUUGCAACGCAGUACUCGCCCACGCCAACUUUAGCCAGCCAGGAGACUCGAAAAGACCUGCAUCGGCAGCUGAUUGAAUGGGAAUCGAGUAUCCCGGCGGAGCUGAGGCAGGAUAGUGCGGUGACUCCGCGGGCAAAAUUCCUCACGGGACUGAUACAUAUGACUUACUAUAACCUGUAUAUCCUCCUUUACCGACCACUUCUCCUUCACUCUCCGGAGAAAGGCACGGGGGGAGAGGGUCAGAUUGCUGUCGACGCUGCCACGCGAAGCACGAGGAUCGUCGAAGACAUGCUGUCGCACAACGUCGUGCAGCACGGGCCGACUCAUUUAAUCACGCACGUCUUCUCAACAUUGUGCAUCCACACUCUCCAAUUCCGGAGAGAGACAGGGACUGGUCGCCAACUAGCCGAACACCGCGCAAGACUCUGUCUGCUGGGUCUGCAGGAGCUGCAAAAGUCGUGGGACUUGGAGAAUUGGGUCCUUGAGCUCUUCUUU